AUGGCGCAACUCGACACUCUCGAUAUAAUCGUUCUGGUGGCAUUGCUGCUCGGCACAGUCGCUUACUUUACGAAGGGGACAUACUGGGCAGUACAGAAGGAUCCCUACGCCACAUCACUCGCCAAUGGCAGCGCUUCAAAGGCGGGCAAGAGUAGGAACAUCCUCGAGAAGAUGCAGGAGACGGGGAAGAACUGUGUGGUCUUCUAUGGCUCGCAGACAGGCACAGCUGAGGACUACGCAUCGCGGAUAGCGAAGGAAGGGUCUUCAAGAUUCGGGCUCAAGACAAUGACAGCGGACUUGGAGGAAUAUGACUACGAGAACCUCGACCAGUUUCCGGAUGACUGCUUGGCUGUAUUCGUCCUGGCUACCUACGGCGAGGGCGAGCCCACGGACAACGCUGUGGAAUUUUACGAGUUCAUCGGCGGCGAAGAUGUGUCGUUCAGCGAGAAGGGCGGCGCGGAUGGCGAGCCUCUGGGCAGCAUGAAGUACGUCGCCUUCGGUCUCGGCAACAACACAUACGAGCACUACAACUCCAUGGUCCGGAAUGUUACAAAGUACCUCGACCGCCUGGGAGCGAAGCGCAUUGGAGAAGCUGGUGAGGGCGACGAUGGCGCCGGUACCAUGGAGGAGGACUUCCUAGCAUGGAAAGAGCCAAUGUGGACCGCUCUCGCAGAUGCGAUGAACUUGGAGGAGCGUGAAGCGAUCUACGAGCCGGUUUUCGAGGUCACCGAGAAGCCUGAAAUGAGUGCUGAAGACGACACUGUAUACCUUGGCGAGCCGAACAAGAACCACCUCGAGGGAGCGUCCAAGGGACCGUACAACGCACACAACCCUUACAUCGCACCUAUAACUGAGUCGACAGAGAUCUUCCAAGACAAAGAGCGGAACUGCUUGCACCUCGAAGUCGACAUUUCGGAGUCUAAUUUGUCCUACACUACUGGAGAUCACAUUGCCGUAUGGCCGACCAACUCAGGCAGAGAGGUCGACAGAUUUCUGAGGAUCAUCAACAUGCAAGAUAAGAAAGACACCGUCAUCACUGUAAAGGGCUUGGACGCAACGGCGAAGGUACCAUUCCCGUCGCCAACCACGUACGAGGCAGCUGUUCGGUACCACAUGGAGAUUGGCGCGCCUGUCUCCCGCCAGAUGGUUGACUCACUUGCGCAAUUCGCACCCAAUGAAGACAUCAAGAAUGAAAUGUCUAGGAUCGGCAAGGACAAGGACCUCUUCGCUGAGAAAGUCUCCAGCAAACGCUUCAACAUCGCGCAGUUCCUUGAGUCUUUUGGUCAGAAGUGGGACAAGAUUCCAUUCUCAUUCUUCAUCGAAGGCAUCCACAAGCUCCAGCCUCGCUACUACUCCAUCUCGUCAUCCUCGCUCGCGCAAAAGAAGAAGAUUGCCAUCACCGCUGUCGUCACUUCGGAAGCAAGCGAGGGCUCUGACCACGUCGUCAAGGGCGUCACCACGAACUACCUGCUCGCUCUCAAAGAGAAGCAGCACGGCGCCGCGAACCCUGACCCUCAUGGCCUGGAAUACGCCUUGACCGGCCCCCGCAACAAGUACGACGGCAUCCACGUCCCUGUCCAUGUCCGACACUCGAACUUCAAGCUCCCCUCAGACCCUGCUAAGCCCAUAAUCAUGGUCGGUCCUGGAUCCGGCGUCGCGCCCUUCCGCGGCUUCGUCCAGGAACGCGCCGAGCAGAAGAAGAAGGGCGAGAAUGUCGGCAAGACGAUCCUGUUCUUCGGCUGUAGGAAGGAGAAGGAGGAUUUCAUUUAUCGCGAGCAGUGGGAGCAAUGGGGCGAAGACCUCGGCGACUCCUUCGAGCUCAUCACCGCCUUCUCCCGCGACGGCGUUAAUAAAGUCUACGUGCAACACCGGCUCAAAGAGAAGGCCGAGGAAGUCAACAAGCUGCUCGAACAGAAGGCGUACUUUUACGUCUGCGGUGACGCGGCGAAUAUGGCGAGGGAUGUUAGUGAUGUGCUGUGUGGGAUCAUCUCGGAGAAGAGGGGGGUGAGCAAGCAGAAGGGGGAGGAGAUUGUCAAGGGGAUGCGGGCGGCGAAUCAGUAUCAGGAGGAUGUUUGGUCGUAG
This is a messenger RNA of Saxophila tyrrhenica, 2082 nucleotides long. RefSeq lists its product as uncharacterized. The record is from RefSeq and is a predicted model, not a curated record. Gene Ontology annotation, molecular function: NADPH-hemoprotein reductase activity; flavin adenine dinucleotide binding; FMN binding. NCBI's taxonomy places the organism in Eukaryota, Fungi, Ascomycota, Dothideomycetes, Mycosphaerellales, Extremaceae. The transcript is spliced from 2 exons. The coding region runs from base 1 to 2082 and encodes 693 amino acids. Gene Ontology annotation, cellular component: cytosol.